AUGUGGAGCGGACUGUUACCUCCAGGGCUGAAUGAAAGUGAUGUUGACUUAAGUUCUGAUGAUGGAGACGAAUCGCAUGGUUCCUUUUCAAAGGAAGAUGCAAAACAAGAUAUUGAAAGAGUUCAGCUUUCUGAAUUCCAGGAGAAUGGACCUGAGAGUAAUGCCAUCAGUGAACCCAUUGUAGUAGCAGUGACAGAUGGAGAAAAUGAAUCUCGAACAUGCCCUUCUGGAGUUUCUUUAAAUAUGUGGAAUAAAUUUGUGGAGCUUCAGAAGAAAAACCGUGAAAUGAAAGCCCAAGCAAAACAGGCAAACAAAGGCCGAAAAAGAAAGCGCCACAGAAAAGAAAAACAGAAAAAGAACGAUGAAGUGACUAAGAGUAGUCAACAGUUGGCACAUGAAGACAAAUGGAAAGAACUUACACAAUACUUUGGAAUCAAUGAUAGAUUUGAAUCACCUGUGGAUAGCAGGGCUCCACAAAAGUCUGGCCUUGAACUUAGCAUAGAGAAGUCUGUGGCUGAAGGUGACAUUGAUAAGGCUGAGGAGCUGAGUGAUAGAUUAGCCAUUCGUGAG
This is a messenger RNA of Cariama cristata (Red-legged seriema), 570 nucleotides long. RefSeq names its product family with sequence similarity 204, member A (gene FAM204A). The transcript is spliced from 5 exons. The record is from RefSeq and is a predicted model, not a curated record. The annotation marks the transcript as partial. Lineage: Eukaryota; Metazoa; Chordata; Aves; Cariamiformes; Cariamidae.